This is a messenger RNA of Durio zibethinus, 3318 nucleotides long. The record is from RefSeq and is a predicted model, not a curated record. NCBI's taxonomy places the organism in Eukaryota, Viridiplantae, Streptophyta, Magnoliopsida, Malvales, Malvaceae.
GACAAAAGUGAGUUUGGUCGUGUUUCUCUAAUAAAUUCUAAUAUGUGUGAAAAUGUUGAAUCAACAAAUGAGCAUUUUUUCUCCCUUUUUUUUUUUGGGUCUUCGAGCUAGCUGUUUCCUGUUCACUUUUUCGUUGUCUGUUUUGCUUUAAUUUCCGGGUCCAACUGGUACUCCAUGAGAAGAUUGUUUCAAGCUUCUAAGCUCCAAGGUUUCUGCUUCUUUACUUACCAAAGUGUCUUUCUAGCAGCUGGCAAGUUAGUAUACUUCACAUUUUCCAUCUUUAGUAAUAUCACAUUUCACUUUUUUGUUUCUUAGAAGAGUUUAAGAUCUUAUACUUUUUGCUAGGGUCGAACUCCAUUGAAUUUUUAUGUGCCAUGUUCCAAUUUCCUGUUUUUUAGCAAUUUUUUAUUAUGUUUGAAAAGAGUGGGUGAGAAAGAGUUUUGGAAACAAUAAUUGAAAGUUACUGUGUAAGAGUUGGUUUGAAAGUUGGUAGCCAGCUAGCUCCAAAUAAUUGGGAGAUGUUGCUUGUAAGAAUAACAAUGGAGAGUUGAACCAAAAUUUUAGUCUUUAACUCCUAGUUUGUCAUGAUUCUCCUUUUUUCAUCUUUCCUUCUCAUGAAAGAAAAGUUCUGUACAAAACACAGGAAGUGAUUGACUCCAGCAGCUGCUUCUCAAUGCACCUUAGUUGCUAUCUAUGGUGGUUUUGAAAUCAAAGUUAGAACUUCCAGAAGUAGUGUGUGCUUUAAGAAAUCUGUCAAUGGUAGCAAAUAGGUGUUUGUCUGAUUCUUCUUAUUGUGUUUGAGAGCUUUUGGCCUGGAAUGAUUGGCAUCUCAAGCAAAAGUUAAAUGGCAAAUGAUAUGGGCUUAGCAUUUUACAUCACCAUAUGUUGCAUUGCCCUUAUCAUAUCGAAGAUCAUUCUUUCGAUUCUCCUUUAUAAGAGAUGGAAAAGAAAGAACAUGAUUUAUGAGGAAGGUUUCUCAGGAGGGAAGAUGGUGAUGUUUAGGUCUCCAGUGUUGCAGUCUCUAACAUCUGAUGUGUUCUUAAAGAAGAUAUUGAAGUUAAGCAACAAAGACAUCAUUGGUGCUGGAGGGUAUGGUACAGUUUAUAGAUUAAUGAUAAAUGACACCAAGGCCUUUGCUGUGAAAAGGCUAAACAGAGGAUCAGCAGAUAGAGAUAAAGGAUUUGAGAGAGAAUUGGAGGCAAUGGGCGAUAUUAAGCACCGCAACAUUGUAACUCUUCACGGAUACUACAGCACCCCUCACUAUAAUCUUCUUAUAUAUGAGCUAAUGCCUAAUGGAAGUUUGCAUGCUUUUCUUCAUGGGAAAUCAAUGGACAGUAAGAUUUUAGAUUGGCCAACAAGAUAUAAAAUAGCAUUAGGUGCUGCAAGAGGAAUAGCAUACCUUCACCACGAUUGCAUCCCCCAUAUAAUCCACAGAGAUAUCAAGCCAAGCAAUAUAUUACUCGACCAGAACAUGGAAGCCCAAGUGUCAGAUUUUGGACUUGCCACAUUGAUGGAGCCAGACAAGACUCAUGUUUCAACAUUUGUCGCUGGAACCUUCGGUUAUUUAGCCCCAGAAUAUUUCGAUACUGGAAGAGCAACAGCAAAGGGAGAUGUUUACAGCUUUGGAGUUGUUUUGCUAGAGCUUUUAACAGGAAGGAAACCAACGGAUGAAGCAUUUCUUGAGGAGGGAACAAAGCUUGUUACAUGGGUAAAGGGAGUUGUUGAAGAAAGGAAGGAAGAAUAUGUAGUUGACAGUAGCUUAGGUUCUUGUCCUGUGGAUGAGAUAAACAAUACAUUCAGUAUAGCAUUGAUGUGCCUUGAAACAGAUCCCAUCAAGAGACCUACAAUAGCUGAGGUUGUUAAGAUGCUGGAGAAGAUAAAGUCGGAGAAAGCUGUAAAUGAUUCUUAAUCUUACAUUCGUAGAGUAGCCUUCCAAAAACUCCUGUACAUGCAUCAUUUAUAUCGUCUUUUUUUUUUUAAUGAAUAAUCAAAAACAAUUUAUUGUUUUUAACAAGUUCAGGGAAUCACAAACAAACUCAUGAAUCAUAAGAUAAAGAGUGGGUCUUAAUCACUCGGUGAUCGCAAGAUCUUUUUAACAGUAUACGUUCAACUGCCUUGAUUAUUAGUAAAUGUCCCUUGGAAUUCAGCUCUAACACAAAAAAUUCGGACAUCAACCUAAAAUAGUGUCAAUUUUUUAUGAUAUAAAUCAUCACAUAAUUAUUGAUUGAGAAUAGCUGUCAAGAAUCACAAAAAUCUAAGAGGAAGGCGCACGUUAGGAAAUGCUCUCAGAUUUUCUUGAGCUAAGGAUUUUCUUGCUUUAACUCAAUUUCUUGCCAAAAUUUAAUAUUGAUUGUAUUUCAUUGAUUUCCACUUAAAUUCUUUGUUUCUCUUGAUUGAUUGUCAAUUCUGAAUCGAUUGGAUCAUGAAAUGAAUCUGUUGAAAACUCCCCCUGGUUUGUUGAAAAUUGGGGGAUCUCGAUCGGAAAUGAACGCGAUUUCAAAACCUAAUGGUACCUUCCUGACAUAUCCAGAUCGAAGUAGAGAUGGGAGUGGGGAAGGAGUCGUAACUAAUUCUGAUGAUUGGGUAAAUAAGCAAUCUGCAAUGGACUGGCGACAUUUAUUCUCUGCUUCAACCAAUCAGGCUUUGGACUACUUUCCACCAUUGAAGAAGGAAGAAUGAGUAUUUGAGGAAGGGAUCCUAUACUGGCAGAACAAUCUGAUAGCUCAGUUCAUCAGAAGAAUUCCAAAUUUCAGCCUUUUCCAGAAGAUGGUAAAUAUACUUUGGGGAAUGACAGUUUAAUUGAGAUAAAACCAGCUAGAAUAAAUUUGUUUGUGAUUCAGUUCUCGAAUGCUGAAGCUAGGGACUGGGUAUUGAAGUAUGGACUAUGACAUACAAAAUAAGUCACUGAUAGUAUGGAAGUGGGAACCUGGCAUGAAAUCUCUAAAGUUUAAUAUGGAAAAACUACCUGUUUGGGUUCAUUUGGGCAAUGUUCUUCUAGAGCUUUAUUCAAAGAGGGGAUUAAGCUAUAUUUUUAGUGCUUCAGGGAAUCCAUUGUACAGGGAGAUUAUAACAGCGAGCCAAUAGAGACUAGCUUAUGCCAAAAUUUGUAUUGAGAUGAAAGCUAUCCUGGAAGUUACACGGUUUCUUGAUGUGGAACUAAGGGAUGGAUCUCUACUAUUAGUCUCAGCGGAAGUGACAUGGACGUCUCAAAGGUUUCCAAAGACAAAUCCAGGAUUCAUAUUCACUGGGAGCAAAAACUGUUUUAUAAUAUUGAAUAUAUAUAAGUUAACUAAAAUACAUAAAAAAUUUGUUUUAUGA